UCCCUCCUUGAAGAGCUCCGGAUCAGAACGGAUGAAGAAGGCGGGGGCUGGUGCCACUGCCCACACCGAGAUAGGCACCCCCACCAAAAUCAAAUAUGCACGGUAUCGGAGGGAGGGGGAGUCCUCUGGACUUUGGUCUGCUCUGGCCCUUCCAAGCUGUGAGGCACAUAGGUACCUACCUAGGUAGUGUGGGUGAACAAAAAGCAUCGAUUCGACCCCUGGAAUCCUGUAAUGACCAACAGAUAACACAUCAUGUCGCUCUGGCCAUUUUCUCGCGAUCGUUUUGACAGUGUCAUAGAUAGAAAUGACCGCUCCCGUAUGCAGCAGACUCCUCUUCCGACAUGACGACAAUCAUACCGAGCGCCUCAUCUCAUGGUCUCCCGAUGAGGUCACGCGCGUCAAGAAACGCAGCGCUUUCCUCAAGCGGCGCAUAGUUUAUCUCGAAGUCGACCGCUGGCGGAGACCAGAAGAGAUAAGCUUCCAGAGACAGGGCGAACCUUCCCAUCCAACAUCCCUGACACCAGGUGUUAGUCUCAGCGACUUCAGGGGCUUUCUCCGUGAUCUUGCUUCAACAGGGAAUAUUCCCAACACGUUUGAGCAUCUUGUUCCCUUUUGCAAGUGCGCUUGGGUAUGCGAAUGCCCUCCCGACCCCGCCACCCUGCCCUUACAGAUCUUCAGCCGCAAGCGUGGACCAGAUGGACGUCGCGAUGUUAUAGCUUGCAAGUUUGACCCGAUUUCGAGUGACGGUCGGCCUUGGGGUCUCACUCGGGAGUGCGAGGUCUACGAUGGCGACACCUGCAUGUGCAGCGCUGAGCUUGCCAACAUAUUCCUGUGGUUUGGCUGGGAGCAUCAUUUCAGAAAGCAUUUGAAGUUGGCCAUAUGGACAGGAAGUAAAGAAAGCGUUGCUAUCCUGACGCCCGUUGCGCCGCUCCAGAACCUUCAAGAUAUCAGGGAUCGUGAGAUUCAGUCCAUGAAAAGCGAUCUUCGUCGAUAUUUGGACAGCAACCAAAGCGACUACAGGCACUGUGUCAAAGACUCCACCAAAGACGCCAUUGAAAGAUACCUCGCCAACAUGGAGGAUUUGCCCGCAAGAGUAGGGCGCACUUUGGAGAAGCUAUUCACGGGGAGCGGCGAGAUAAACGGCGCCGCUUCGACAUCACCGACACGACCCUUCAACGAACACAGGGUUUCGCUCAGCCCUAGUGUGCCAACAUCACUGAGUUCCGGGGGCAGCGGCGCCGAAAGUUCUGGGCCUGAAUCGGCAAGCGGCUCUCAACCGGAUCGUACAAGCUUGUACAACCCAGGGCUCCACGGCUACUACCAUCCACAUGCCGCCGGCGUUUACUAUUCACAACCGGCCAGUGUCAAUCUUCCUGACCCAUCCCCACCAACCAAGAGCCCUGCGAGGGCUGGAUCAUUGAUCGAGAUCUUUAAUUUUGCUGGUAAAAUAUACAAAAACAUAGAAAAGAAGGAAGGGAAAUCAGAUGAAUUUGCCUCCAAGGUACUGGCUCAUCUUGCCAAGGGGAUUGAGGAGAGACAAAAGGAGCUUGAGAACUCAAUAUGGGCUCUGCGAGAGAGGAAUAUAAGUGCGUGGAAAUAUGAGCUCGGGAUAGAAUAAUGGUGGCGUAGCGAGCAGGCGAAAACAUGUAAAAGUUUGAUCUG
Molecule: messenger RNA, 1662 nt
Organism: Podospora bellae-mahoneyi
Lineage: Eukaryota; Fungi; Ascomycota; Sordariomycetes; Sordariales; Podosporaceae
Exons: 2
Coding region: 305-1618 (437 amino acids)
Source: RefSeq, a predicted model, not a curated record